Molecule: messenger RNA, 638 nt
Organism: Entamoeba invadens IP1
Lineage: Eukaryota; Evosea; Mastigamoebida; Endamoebidae
Exons: 1
Source: RefSeq, a predicted model, not a curated record
AUGACAUUUGACAGUAAACACUUAAUCUUUGUUGAAAAUGAAGUAGCAUUUUCAAAUUCAUAUAUCCGAGUAUUUUACAAAGGAGUCGACUUUUCAUUCUGUUUACAACAUCAUUGUUGGAUACUUAAAAGUGGCGAAAAAGACCACAGUUCUUACUUUAAAGAACAUCACCAACAACACCGAAACCCCAGUCAACAAGAAAUGGAAAAUUACAAAGCUUUUAUAACAGCCGACACAAACUCCAAAAUAUCAAAAAUAUCACAUCCAAGCGACCCAUCAAUUAUGUACACUAAAAAUGAUAUGUGUAUUUCAUUUGCUAAAGGUCCUUUUGUUAAACAAAGAAAUCUAUCUUUGUUUAAAAUAUAUGAUGAUAAACACUUGAGUGAAAACAACGUCAAUCAAUAUGAAACACCAGUGUUUGAUUCGGAGUGUCAAUCAACACAACAAAUACUAAAAACAAUAAAUGGUGGAUUUGACAACGAUGAAGAUGAAGCUGAAUUUGACGAAAUUCUGUUAGAUGAAAUGCUGAGAGCCGAGAGAAUUAUUGAUCAAGAAGAAUUAAAUGAACACGAUGAAGCAUCAGAAUAUGAACAAAUGUUGAAUGAUGAUCUUAUUGAAGAGAUUAAGAAUAAGAAAUU